Messenger RNA from Brachypodium distachyon (stiff brome), 1566 nucleotides. Its product is annotated as SNAP25 homologous protein SNAP33. Bases 399 to 1148 code for a protein of 249 amino acids. The transcript has 6 exons. Lineage: Eukaryota; Viridiplantae; Streptophyta; Magnoliopsida; Poales; Poaceae. Gene Ontology annotation, cellular component: plasma membrane; SNARE complex. Gene Ontology annotation, molecular function: SNAP receptor activity. The record is from RefSeq and is a predicted model, not a curated record.
GCUCAGAGCUCCCCAACGGUCAUAUUCCCCUCGGCUCGGCUCAGACCCUCAUCCGUAGUCCCAUAUCUGCAAAACUGCAACUCCCCUGCUUUGAGCCCCCGGUCUGCUACCGCGAUCUCGUGUCGUAGCCUAACCCUAAGUUCCCUAACGCUGCUCCCACUCUUUCGCCGGCGUCCUCUCUCCAGCGCGGCGGUGCUCCUCGUCGCAUUCCUUUCUUCCGAUCACCCGGCGGCGAAACAUUGCUCCGGCCCCCGAGACGAGGCAGAGAUAGGGUUACGAGGGCAGGUGGCGCGAGUUUCCCCCGCGACCUCUCCUCCUCUCCCCCGGACCGAUCCAACGACCCAUCCCAGCAGCAAGACUCUGCCCAUUGCUCCAACACGUUAAGUGGAUAAGCUGUGAUGCCAGUAUCAAUGGACAAGAAGCAAAACUCAUUAGGCACUCCUGUCCUCAGGACAAAUCCCUUUGAUUCUGACUCUGACACUGACUCUGAAGUGCUGUCAAGACCAUCAAGGGCACAAUCUGCCCCAGCAAAUUGUGCCAAAUCUGUGCAAGAGUUGGAAGAUAACGCUGUACGCAGAGCAGAAGAAACCUCAUGCAAAGUAAAUGAUUGUGUCAGGGCAGCUGAAGCUAUUAGGGAAGAUGCUACACAAAUCCUGAUGACUUUGCAUCAACAAGGUGAACAGAUCACCCAGACUCAUCGAGUAGCUGUUGACAUUGAGCAGGACCUUAGUGUGAGUGAGAGGCUUUUGGGAAGUCUAGGGGGGCUAUUUUCGAAGACAUGGAGGCCAAAGAAAAAUCAACAAAUAAAAGGACCAAUUUCACAGAGUAAUUCUUUCAAGAGUACAUCAUACCACAUGGAAGAGAGGCAGAAGCUAGGAAUUGCCUCGACACCUCCACAAUCUCACAAUCCUGUACGUCAUUCGCCUGCAACUGCGUUGGAGAAAGUCCAGGCUGAAAAGGCAAAGCAGGAUGAUGCAUUUUCAGACUUGAGUAACAGCUUGGGACAGCUGAAGCUCAUGGCAAUGGAUAUGGGUACAGAAAUUGAAAGGCAAAAUAAAUCACUGGAUACUUUGAGUGACGACGUCGAUGAGCUGAACUUCAGGCUCAAAGGGGCAAAUCAGCGGGGACGCCGGUUGCUUGGGAAGUGAUACCACAAAGCAGGAGUCAGGCUGUACAAGCACUGUGAUCAUGUCUUCAACAGAUUGUGGGUUUGUGCAGCUAGGCCUGUCCCAAAGAAUUAAAGAAGCUGUUGUUUUGUAUACUAGCAAAUAGUCAUAUUCUUGUAUUGUAUUCUGCUGCUGUUCCUGAUUUUUCAGCUCCCCGUUGAUGCAGUGCAAGCACUGUCUGAUUCUUGUGUUGUAUGAUAUGCCAACUUAGGUCAGUUGAUGCAGGAAAUAGGAACCUCCUUUUUCAGACAUGUAUUGCUGCUGUAAUAGUUUUUUCCUGUAACUGUGAGAGUCGUGUACCCCAAAGAUUUUUUUACGGACAAGGACGGAAGGAACUUGAAAAUGUAACCGUGGUUGAAGAUUCAUAAAUACAUAAAGCAUAAAAGAUUAAGCAAAUUAA